GGGUAAUGUGUAGCUGUGUUGCCGCUGUGUUUACAUGUGAGAUACCUUGUUCCCUGAGCCACUUGUCUGUCAUCCGGGCCACUGUGUGUUCAGGUCUGUCCUAAACAGGCAACAUCUGUGGAAUGGAGACCCCAGCCACGCAUGAUGAAGCAGAGCUGGCAUUCAGAGUAUACAAGAUGCUGGAUGGGAAUGAGGCCUUCUGCAACGUUUCUGAGUUUCAUGUUAUGCCCGUACUGGGAGAAGAUGGCACAAUUGUUGGCGUGCAAGUCACUGGUGUCCAGCGAGAAGGCGAAAGUGAGAGCUGCACCCUGCACACUCAGGUGUUUGACAUACAUGAACUAGGGGACACUCUGCACUUUCAGGAUGGACCCCAGGACCAGGAGAGCAUGGAGCCAUCUAUCGACAUUACUAAUGAACAGCCUGUGUCUCCUAAGCAAAGCCAGGACGUAGCCCAAGAGACUCCUCCCCCUGACACAUGUACUGAACCUCAAGAAACAGAGCCAGAACAGCCCACCUCAGAGCUGCCUGUGACCAAAGAUUACACUGUGAUGAGGGAGAAAUACAACUGUGGAGAAUGUAAGUUCAGCUCCUCUAACCUGGCUGCAUUGAGGAGACAUAUGCGGAGACAUUCAGACAAAAACAAAUGCAAAUUAUGUGAAAAAACUUUUGCUUCUACAACAGAACUGCGGCUACACGUCAAUGUUCAUCUGGGGAUUAAACCUCAUAAGUGCAGUGAGUGCGACAUGUCAUACGGGACGACUGCAGAUCUCCUGAGACACACUAAAUCUGUGCACCGUCUUGAGAAGCCUUUCCGCUGCUGCUACUGUGAUUAUAAAAGUGUUGAGGUGAGCAGGAUGAAAAUACACAUUCGUUCACAUACAGGCGAGCGUCCCUUCUCCUGCCAACAGUGCUCUUUUGCCACAACUGAUGCCUUCAAACUGAGGAGACACAUAAGGUCGCACACAGGUGAGAAGCCAUACUCAUGUAACAUUUGUCAGGCCAAGUUUACACAGAGAGCCAGUAUGAAGCAGCACAUUUUAAGAAAACAUACAGAGAAUUUACCCAAGGAACAUUGUCCCAUCUGCAAUGCUGCUCUGUUUGGCAAACAUGACGUACAGGUACACAUCCGCAAGCAGCACUCAUACCUAGAGACCCCAGUGAAGUGUCGCUUCUGUCCUGAGACUUUCCAUGAGCGCUAUAUUCUCCGGCAGCAUCAGCUGAGCCACAGGAGUGAAAAGCAAGGAGGGAACAGACCUGGAAAUCAAUGUCUGAAGGCUAGGACCAAGAAGGGUGAUGCAUUCAGUAUAGAUGGAAAAGAUGUAGAGCUUGGACAAAAAGAAAAUUGUUUAACCUGGAAUAUUCUCCCCACCGGCGAGGAAACACAGAUGUUUAUCAGUCUUGAUGGGACUGAGCAGCCUGGCACAGUGACUGAGCUCCACAGCAUCCCUAUGCAGGCAGAGGAUGGCACCAUCGUGCAGGCAUUAGUGGUGCAGAGCACAGAGCAUAUGACGGCUGCAGAGCUGCAUGCUCAGGUGUAUGAGCUGCAGGAUUUGGGGGAGGUUCUGCAGCCACUGAUGGAACAGAACUCCUCCUCCGAGUCCAUAGUCAUUGCUGUAAAUGACACCCUGGAUCAGAGUAUACUGAAUGGACCUGAGCAGGCAGUGAACCAAAACAGUGACCCACAGGGAACAGCGUGUUAUCUAUCAUCCCUGGCCAGAAGGGGACAGAGGCUUCAGCUGAUUAACCCUGAGGAUCAGAUUGAGGUGAAGCUUCAUCGGUGUAAGGAGUGUGACAAGUCGUUCUCCACCGGCCUGGAGCUUAUGAAGCAUAAAAAGUCACAUAAAGAAGAAAAUUUGUUCAAGUGCCCAUUCUGUGAACACGAGACCAAUGAGGCUGAAGAGUUGAUCACUCAUGUCCAAAUGCACUGUGAAGACCGACCCUUCCAUUGUGAUGAAUGCGACUAUUCCACCACAGACUCCUUCAAGCUGACUAGACACAAGAGGACACACACGGGUGAGCGCCCAUUCUCAUGCUCUGUGUGUCAUAUUAAGUUUACCCAGAAGUCCACUAUGGAAAUGCAUGUUCUGCGGAAACACACAAAAGAGCUGCCAAAGCUUCAAUGUCCCCUGUGUGACACUGUCUUGACGGGGGAGGUCGGCCUAAAAAUUCACAUUCGCAAGCAGCACUCCCAGACAGAGAAGGAGCUGAAGUGUCGUUUCUGCCCAUCCACGUUUCACGAGCGCUUCCUCCUCCGUCAGCACCAAAAAAUCCACCAGAAAGAGAAGACUGCCAGAUCAAAUGUGUCCAGGGUCAAAAGAAAAAUAGUGAUGAGGAAUAGCAAUAAGCUGAGUCUGCUGGAUGGUGAGAAGAGCCCGGGGCCCCAGGAAGAGGAAUUUACCUGGCAGGUGGUCCCUGCAGAACAGGAGGCAGAAAUCCACCUACUUCUCAGUGGUUCAGCGGAGAUUGAUGCAGUGUCUGAGUAUCACGUCCUCCCAGUGCAGACAGAGGACGGCAGUAUUAUUGGAAUACCGGUGGCAGGGCUGCAGGAGGUGGAGCAAGUAGAUGCGUGCACCAUCCACACACAAGUGAUUUUGGGGAAGGAUGUCUGAUGAAUAAGGAGAAGUGUGAAAACUACCAAAGUCUGGGGGCAUCUUAAGCCCCGGAGGGGUCAGCAGGCCUGGCACCUGUCAGUGAUGGCAUUUCUAGAUACCUCAGCUGUGUACAUGGUUCUUCUGAGAGGGGACAGCAUUACUUGUUGUCUAUUUGCAUCCUUGACUGAACCAAGGAGAAGUUACUGGUACGGCUCUGCACCAUAACAAAACAUAAGCAUUAUUGGUUUGGGUGUCCAACACCUGGUUAUACUGGACCUAAGAGAGUUAUCUGCUGUGCACAGGAUAGGUGAUAAGUAUAUCUCUGUGGGAAUUCCAAAUAUAGCUCAGUUUAGUAAUUUGCAAUAUUCAGAAGCCCCAUAGAAAGGGAAUGGAGCAGUGGACAAUUACUCUUAAGACAAUCUUUUUUUUUGCUGCUAUGUGAUAAUGUAUGUAUAAUGAAUCGGUCUGAAGUCCACAGCCUGCAAACACAGGAUGGGUUCUCUGCCUGUGUUUGUAAAAAUAAAUUAAUACACCUCAAAGCAAGACAGAGUUUGGCACCGUCACCUCUCAU
Messenger RNA from Hyla sarda, 3162 nucleotides. Its product is annotated as oocyte zinc finger protein XlCOF28-like. The transcript has 15 exons. Gene Ontology annotation, molecular function: RNA polymerase II transcription regulatory region sequence-specific DNA binding; DNA-binding transcription factor activity, RNA polymerase II-specific. Gene Ontology annotation, biological process: regulation of transcription by RNA polymerase II. The record is from RefSeq and is a predicted model, not a curated record. Lineage: Eukaryota; Metazoa; Chordata; Amphibia; Anura; Hylidae. Gene Ontology annotation, cellular component: nucleus. Bases 123 to 2609 code for a protein of 828 amino acids.